Triticum turgidum subsp. durum (durum wheat) is the source of this 468-nucleotide messenger RNA. Lineage: Eukaryota; Viridiplantae; Streptophyta; Magnoliopsida; Poales; Poaceae. The record is from the annotation of a GenBank genome assembly.
AUGGCCAAGGAAGGCCAUGGCUUGGGGGAGGGGCACCCUAUCCCUAGGGCCGGUGCACAAAGAAGGGAUGGCGCCCCUCCCAGCCCUAGCCGCCCCACCUGGUUGUCUACUAGUGGCACCAGCACAGGACUCGGCCGGUUCGCCGCCGCGAGGUUGGCGGCCGCAGCUCGUGGAGGGAGGAGCGUGUCCGCCGCGCCCGGCAUGGAGCACCCACGCGACGACACGCACAACACCAAAGAGUAUAUUGCUUGGUUGAUCACGGACGUGACGAGCCACCCGUUCGGGGUGGCCUACUCCACGAGGUCGGACGAGGAAGGCUUCGGCGGGGUGUACGCGAGGGACGACGACCGGCCGGCGUUCAGCCGUCCAACUGCCGAGGCGCAUCCGACCCAUCCUCCUGACCAUGAUACCUCGCAGGUGAAGGCGGAGAAGGCGCGCCAUCUCAAGGACGACAAGCACGCCACCUAG